UUCAUUAAGUCGUAUCAGUUUGUGUGUCAUACUUUUUGCUGCGAAAUUUUGCUCAGCUCAAAUUGUGGGACGAAGAUCUAAAUAAUUCAAAAUAUUGUUCGUAAAGUAAAAAAUAAAAUCGUUUUGUUUAUUUGGUGCACAAAGAAGUGUAAUUAUUAUACAGGCGCAAGUUUUGUAGCAAAAAGCAAUUACAGUCAUAUUGUGAAACUCAUGUCGAAUAUUUCUUUUUGCUCGAAUUUUUUUUUGUCAUAAAAGAGUUGCCAAUUAAAAAUUAGAAGAGUGUGUAUGGAAAAGAAGGUGAUAACUGUCAAUACUUUGUUGUAGUCUGGUAACGCUGAUCGUCCGACGAAUUUUUAGCAGGCCACAGAAACGGGAAAACAACGAAAAUGACGGAGUAGUUUAAUAAGUGAUUUAACUCAGUAAAAACAUAAUCGAUAAAACGAGUCAUCAAAAACUGGAAGAAUAACACAGUAAAUUCGAAGAUGGGGGACGUUGAUCCAGAAACACUGUUAGAAUGGCUGUCCAUGGGUCAGGGGGAUGAACGCGACAUGCAAUUGAUCGCCUUGGAGCAACUUUGUAUGCUCUUGCUUAUGUCCGAUAAUGUAGAUCGUUGCUUUGAAAGUUGCCCACCACGCACAUUCUUACCAGCGCUUUGUAAGAUCUUUUUGGAUGACCUCGCACCAGAAAAUGUACUCGAGGUUACCGCACGCGCUAUUACGUAUUAUCUAGACGUUUCAGCUGAAUGCACCCGCCGCAUUGUGGCUAUAGAUGGUGCCAUUAAAGCGAUUUGCAAUCGUUUGGUUGUCGCCGAUUUGUCAUCUCGCACCUCGCGCGAUUUAGCCGAGCAAUGCAUCAAGGUAUUGGAAUUGAUUUGUACCCGAGAAGCGGGUGCUGUAUUCGAUGGUGGUGGCCUAAAUUGUGUACUCACCUUCAUACGCGAUUGUGGUUCACAAGUACAUAAGGAUACUUUGCACUCCGCUAUGGCGGUGGUGUCACGUCUCUGCACCAAAGUCGAACCGAAUGCACCCUGCAUUCAAAAUUGUGUAGAAAGUCUAAGCACACUGCUGCAACAUGAGGAUCCAAUGGUAGCAGAUGGUGCACUGAAAUGCUUCGCUUCAGUUGCCGAUCGCUAUACACGCAAAUGGGUCGAUCCAGCCCCAUUGGCUGAGUACGGACUUGUAGAAGAACUGUUGAAACGUUUGGGCAAUGCUGCCGGACCGGUUAAUAAUACAUCAACAUCGACCGCUGCCAGCCCAGGUGCCACUACUGGCGCCUCAACAUCGGCCACUACCACAGGCAGUAGUGGCAAUAAUGAUAGCAUAAGUAGCGUUACUACCACAACAACAACUACGCAGAAUAAACCAACUCAAACAAAUGAUACCUCAAGGACAUCACAAUCGAUUUCAACAACCAUUUCUUUGUUGUCCACCUUAUGUCGUGGCUCACCGUCUAUAACACACGAUUUAUUGCGCUCGCAAUUGCCAGAUGCAAUUGAACGCGCAUUGAAGGGUGAUGAACGCUGUGUGUUAGAUUGUAUGCGCUUGGCCGAUUUACUUUUAUUAUUACUAUUCGAGGGACGUCAAGCCUUGAAUCGUGUGGGCACAGCCGGUGGCGCUCAGGGUCAGCUGGCAGCACGUGUACGACGUAAUGAUUCAAGCGCCGAACGUACACAUCGUCAGUUGAUUGACUGCAUACGUUCCAAGGACACAGAAGCACUGCAAGAAGCUAUCGAAUCAGGUGGCAUCGAUGUCAACUGCAUGGAUGAUGUUGGUCAAACCUUACUCAAUUGGGCCUCUGCCUUUGGCACACUCGAGAUGGUCGAGUAUUUGUGCGAAAAAGGCGCCGAUGUCAAUAAAGGGCAACGCAGCUCAUCUUUACAUUAUGCCGCUUGCUUCGGCCGACCCAGUAUAGCAAAAGUGCUAUUAAAAUAUGGCGCCUAUCCAGAUUUGCGCGAUGAGGAUGGUAAAACACCGCUAGAUAAAGCACGUGAGCGCGCCGAUGAUGGACAUCGUGAGGUGGCUGCCAUAUUGCAAUCGCCAGGCGAAUGGAUGGCAGCUGGCAAUUUGGCGGCCAACAAAGAUGGUGCCGACGAUAAUGGCACUCUAGAACCGCGUGGUGAUCCAGAAAUGGCACCGAUUUAUUUGAAAUUAUUUUUGCCCGUUUUCUGUCGCACCUUCCAGGGCACAAUGUUGGGCAGCGUUAGGCGUGCAAGUCUUGGUCUCAUCAAGAAAAUGGUGCAGUAUGCGCAAUCGGGUGUUUUGAAAGGUCUGUGCCAACCACAACUCGAGGCAGUAACGGGAACGAACGCGCAAAAUUUGGGUACUUUGUUGGUGGAAGUGGUGGCUAGCGUCUUGGACAAUGAGGAUGACGAUGACGGCCACCUGGUGGUGCUCAACAUUAUCGAAGAACUGAUGAGUAAAACCCAGGAUGAAUUUUUAGAUCAUUUUGCACGCCUUGGUGUGUUUUCGAAAGUACAGGCUCUAAUGGAGCCAGAAAAUGAAGUGAAUGAUGCCACAGCAACAGCAACAGUUAAUACGGUGCACGUUGGGGCUAAUGCUAUUACCGCAACCACAGUCGAGGAUCAGCUAAAUCAAAGUAGCAGCAGUGGCAUUACCAGUUCUACACAGUUACAACCGCAAACAACUGCAGCAACAGAUGAUGCCAUGGAAGAUGCUAAAGAAAUUCUCCAAGGCAAAGCAUAUCACUGGCAUGAGUGGAGUAUUUGCCGCGGACGUGAUUGCUUGUAUGUGUGGUCCGAUUCGGCGGCAUUAGAGCUUUCGAAUGGUUCGAAUGGCUGGUUCCGCUUCAUACUCGACGGCAAGUUGGCUACAAUGUAUUCUAGUGGCAGUCCUGAGAAUGGCAAUGACAGUUCAGGAAGGGGUCGUGGCAUGGAUUCUGUUACUAGUGAAGAAAAUCGUGGUGAGUUUCUCGAGAAAUUGUUACGCGCACGCUCCGCCGUGCGCCCCGGCGCACCCUCACAACCCAUAUUGCCGACUGUAAGCGUUUUGCGUUUGGUUGUCGGCAAUUGGGUGCUACAAUCACAGAAACCCAAUCAACUGCAAGUACACAACACCGAAGGUCAUCAAGUGACCAUACUACAGGAUGAGCUGCCCGGUUUUAUAUUCGAGAGCAAUCGUGGCACCAAACACACCUUUACCGCCGAGCAUACACUCGGUCCCGACUUUGCAUCCGGUUGGUCCACUGGCAAGAAGAAGAAAAUCAAAACCAAGACUGAAGUGCAGAAGACACAAGUCAAGAAUUUGGCGCGUGAUCUUUAUAACAAAUACUUCAAGGCAGCACAAGCCGUGCCGCGCGGUGCCGUCGCCAAGCUAACCUCAAUUGUGAAACAAAUCGAAGUCGCUUUGGAGGAGCAACGUUUGUCGCCACAUUCGAAUUGGCAGGAAAAAUUACGCGCAUCACUGAAUGAGUUGGCACAGCUCUUGCACGAAGACGGUGUUGUUAGUGCCUAUGAGAUGCAUUCGUCCGGGCUCGUACAGGCCUUGGUGGCGGUACUCUCGAAGAACUAUUGGGAUAACGGCUUGUCGCGCAACAAAACCAAUAAAAUGCUAAAGCAGCGCAUUAAUAUUUUCAAACAGUGCAUCUUUGAUGCCAAGCUGCCCAGCGGCGAUAUGCGUAACACCACAGCCAGCAUAUUGGUGCAGAAGUUGGUGGCCGUUUUGGAGAGCACCGAAAAGUUGCCCAUCUAUAUGUACGAUGCACCCGGCGCUAGUUAUGGAUUGCAGAUUUUAACUAAACGUUUGCGUUUCCGCUUGGAGCGUGCCGCCUGUGAGACUACGCUUUUCGAUCGUACGGGUCGUACUUUGAAGAUGGAACCUCUAGCUACAGUGGAUCAGUUGGCUAAGUACCUGCUGAAAAUGGUUGCUAAACAAUGGUAUGAUAUGGACCGUUCUACGUAUCAUUAUCUAAAGAAAUUGCGCGAACAUCGUCAGGGUAUGGUCUUCAAGCAUCACUACGAUUUCGAUGAAGAGGGUCUUAUGUACUAUAUCGGCUCAAAUGGUGGCACCUGUGAUUGGGUGAAUCCUGCACAGUACGGUUUGGUGCAGGUGACCAGCUCUGAAGGCAAGACACUGCCUUAUGGUAAAUUAGAGGACAUACUCUCGCGUGAUAGCGUUUCGGUGAACUGUCACACAAAAGACAAUAAGAAAGCCUGGUUCGCAAUUGAUCUCGGUGUCUACUUAAUACCCAAUGCAUACACUUUGCGUCACGCACGCGGCUAUGGACGUUCCGCACUACGUAAUUGGAUGCUGCAAGGCUCGAAGGAUGGUGUCACAUGGACUACACUGGUUACACACACGGACGACAAGAGUUUGGUGGAGCCCGGCAGCACUGCGACUUGGCCCAUAGUCUGUGCACCCGAUGAGAUGCACGGUUUCCGUCACAUACGCGUGCAGCAGAAUGGGCGCAAUGCCUCCGGUCAGACACAUUAUCUGAGUCUUAGCGGUUUCGAGAUUUAUGGACGCGUGGUGAGCAUCUGCGAUGACAUUGGCAAAGGCGCCAAGGAAGCAGAGGCUAAAAUACGUAAGGAGCGUCGUCAGAUACGCGCACAACUCAAACAUAUAACGACGGGCGCACGUGUAGUGCGUGGCGUUGACUGGCAUUGGGAUGAUCAGGACGGUUGCUGUGAGGGUACGGUUACCGGUGAGAUACAUAACGGUUGGAUUGAUGUAAAGUGGGAUCAUGGCGGGCGUAAUUCUUAUCGUAUGGGUGCGGAAGGCAAAUAUGAUUUGAAGCUGGCGAACUGCGACAAUUUAUCCAUGUUCGAGGGUGGCACAUCAAUUGCACCGGUGGCUGCAGUAACAGCCGCAGGCCAAACAGCAGUUGCAGCUGGUGGCAAGAAAUACGAAAAGGCUGGUACGCUUACUUCGCGCAAGUCCAGCUCGACGCCUUCACUGCCCGAGGCCACUGAAAUCAAUCGAAAUACGGAAGUGCCUUCAGAUCAGGCAGCAUCCGCUGAUAACUUGGCUUGGAAGCAAGCUGUUGAGGCUAUUACGGAGAGUGUCUUUAGCUCGGCCAAGACACAAAUGCUCAAUUCCACAGCCGGAAAUAGUGGUGAUGAUGGCGAGAGCAGCGGUAUGGGUAGUUCGGCCACAACUGGUGGCAGUGGAGUUACCUUGUUGCGUGAACGCGAAAAUAUUGCCGAUCUCUCAGCUAUUAACAACUCCAUGCAGGCUAUUAAUGCGAAUGUUGUUUCCGAUUUGGCUACAAUCACCGAAAAUUUGGUGUUGACUGAGGCGAACACACCCAAUGUCAGCGGCUGCACUGUGAGCUCUUCAACUGGUUACGGUGGGAGUGGAGGCAGUAGUAGCCGCAAUGCACUCGCCGCUAUUUUUGGCAACGCCGGUGUGGUUGGCACACAGGCAACGGGUGCCGUUUCAAGCACAUCAACAGCACCAUCAAACACUACCGCUCCACUGCUGCGUAGUGUAUCGUUGCAACAAAGCGACGAACUGAAAUCCACAAAUAUUGAAGCCAACAAUAAGAUGAAUGCAAAUAAUUCAGCAAGCGCCAGCGGCAGUAUGGGCAAGGGACUUUUAGUUAACCUACGCGCGAAUACAUCGGCUGGGCAACGUGUGUCACAGUUCUCUUCGGAGGCUUUGGAGAUGAUCGAUAAAAUGCGCGAUGGUGUCGAUAUGAUACGCAACAACACCAAUAACAUACUCUCUUCGGAUAUAUUGUCACUAUCGGCUGCAAAUCUGAUGACAUCAGCGGUUAAGUUCUCAAAUGUUACCGGUAAGCCUGAGAGCGGCAAUGAACAGCUCAACACCGGUUCAACAGAUACUUCGGGUACUUCGGUGGUGGUCGAUUGCAGCGCUACCGCAGCGGAGAAGUCUGUACGCACGCCCGCUUUGAAGGUCGACACAGAAAAACGUAGUAACAUUGAAAUGGCGGAGUAUAAAAAUCUUUCUGGUAUGCCAGGUACUACAUUGACCACCAAUAGAUCGACUAACGUUAGCGAGCAACAAGUACAACAGUUGCAACCACCGCCACCACCUAUUGAAGUAGAUCAACAACAUGCCGGGGAUUUACAGUCUGUUGACACCACACAACAAUUGGGCGGCUCCGCCGAUAAUGUUAAUGUUUCCGUAUCGAACCAAAUGAGCGUUAGCGUACCUAAUUUGACUACGACAUCUGUUUCGGAAACCACCUCACAAUCUGAGGUGACCAGUCAUACUGGUCUCUUGGAGACUUUUGCCGCCAUGGCACGUCGUCGCACCUCGCAAGGCACAACUAACCUACAAAACAACCAAAUGAUCAGCUCCAACUCGAAUUCGAAUGAGCGCAAUAACCAGAGUGUUGGCACCAGUUCGUUCUUCCCACGUGGACCGAAUUCGGUGACGAGCCUAGUAAAAUUGGCCUUAUCGAGCAAUUUCCACUCGGGUCUAUUGAGCACCGCUCAAAGUUAUCCAAGUCUCUCGUCUAAUAAUGCCGGCAACAGUGGUGGUUCAAAUACUGGCACCGCUGGUAAUGGCAACUCCUCUACCGGUCAACAAGUUCAAACAUCUAUAAAUCCAGCACUAACGAUGAGUCUCACCUCGACUUCAAGCGAUAGUGAACAAGUUUCAUUGGAAGAUUUCUUGGAGAGUUGUCGUGCACCAGCUUUACUUGGCGAUAUGGACGAUGACGACGAAAUGGACGAAGACAAUGACGAUGAAGAGAACGAAGACGAAUACGAAGAAGUUGGAGUAAGUCGAUUGAACACAUUGCUGCAAGUAAUGGUAUCGCGCAAUCUGCUAACUUUCAUGGAUGACGAGACUCUAGAGAAUCGUUUGGCCGGCGUGAGCAAGCGCAAAUCUUGGGAUGAUGAAUUCGUGCUGAAACGCCAAUUCUCCGCACUGAUACCAGCCUUCGAUCCCCGCCCUGGACGUACUAAUGUCAACCAGACCUCUGACUUGGAGAUACCAGCACCAGGCACCAGUGCCGAAUCGUUGCGUCAAGACGAGCACGUACCAUUACCACAGCCAGUACUGUCGUUGGUGUUGCGUGGCCCCAGCAUAGGCGGUGUACCGGAUGUCGAGAUCGAAUUGAGUAAUAGCGAGUGGACGAUAUUCCGUGCCGUACAGGAGCUUUUGCAAGUUUCACAAUUGAAUAAGACAGAUAAGUUCCGCAAAGCCUGGGAACCCACAUACACCAUUGUCUAUCGCGAGGUGACGCCACAAGAGUGUGUUAGCGCUGGCAUUAGUGGCACUGUAAUGGAAUGUGAUGAUGGUCCAAAUACCCCUGUGGUAUCGUCAAAAAGUGGCGCAUCAACGCUCUCACCUAACUCACCCAUACGCGGUGAAUUCACAACAUCUGAGAAUGUUACCUGCUCUGUGGAUGAUGUUUUGCAACUGCUCAGCCAAUUGAAUGCGCUCAAUCAAAAGGAGAGCGUCACAGAAGCAACAAACACAACAACCGUUAGCGCUGACACAAAUACAACAGCUGGCGGCAAUUUGCCGCACGAAAUUUUCAUGAGUAAGAAAAUCACCAAUAAACUACAACAGCAGAUACAGGAUCCUUUGGUGUUGGCCAGCAACUCUUUACCCAAUUGGUGUGAAGAUCUCAAUCAGGCUUGCCCCUUCCUGUUUCCAUUCGAAACACGUCAGCUGUAUUUCAAUUUCACUGCAUUUGGCGCUUCGCGUAGUAUUGUUUGUCUACAGUCGCAGCGUGAUGUAACAUUGGAGCGUCAACGCAUGCCCGGACUCAGUCCAAGGCGUGAUGAUCAGCACGAGUUCCGUGUUGGCCGCUUGAAGCAUGAGCGCGUCAAAGUGCCACGCAACGAGAAUCUACUCGAGUGGGCCAUGCAGGUGAUGAAGGUGCACUGCAAUCGUAAGUCUGUGCUGGAGGUGGAAUUUGUGGGCGAACAGGGUACUGGUUUGGGACCCACAUUGGAGUUCUUUGCAUUGGUCGCAGCCGAAUUGCAACGCACCGAUCUCUGUAUGUGGCUGUGUGAUGAUGCCGAUCUGGAGUUGCACGAGAAAACCAGCGAUCAAACAAAACAUCUUAUCGCCAACGAUGACGUUAAACCAAUCGGUUAUUAUGUAAAUCGUCGCGAGCAUGGUCUUUUCCCAGCGCCAUUACCGCAAAAUUCUGAGAUUUGCGAUCGUGUAUCGAAAUACUUUUGGUUCCUUGGUGUAUUUUUAGCUAAAGUGCUGCAAGAUAUGCGUUUAGUGGAUUUACCACUUUCGAAUUCGUUCCUAAAACUGUUAUGUCACAAUAAAGUGCUUUCACGUGGUGUACAUCAAAUUCAAUCGAAUCCCGUCUCUGAAGAUCCAAUGACCUCUUCAGUAGUAUCAGAGGAUUCUGAAUUGGCCGAAACUUGCUCGAAACUAUUAAGUGGUGUUGGCGGUAAUGCUAACGCAGAAUAUAACAACACCACACCUACUAGUUGGUAUGAUGGCAUUUUGGCGUAUGAAAAUCUCGCGGAAAUCGAUCCGAUACGUUAUGAGUUUAUAAGGGAACUGCAGGAAUUGGUUGCACGCAAACAGGCCGUGGAGAGUGAUGCCACGCUGACGCCCGAACAGAGACGUGAACAUUUGGCCGCACUAAAAUUGCGUACCAAACGAAAUGAGGAAAUCGAUUUGGAGGAUUUAGCCUUGACAUUUACAUAUUUACCCAGUUCUUCUGUUUACGGUUAUCCGUAUGCUGAACUGGUACCAAAUGGCGCCAAUAUUGAUGUUACGCUUAACAAUUUGGAAGAAUAUUGCGAUCUGUUGAUAAGUUACGUGCUGCAAGAUGGUAUUGCCAAACAGUUGGAAGCAUUUCAUCGUGGUUUCUGUGAGGUCUUCCCACUCAAAAAAUUGGCCGCAUUCAGUCCGGCCGAGGCGCGUAUGAUGAUUUGCGGUGAGCAACAUCCGCAAUGGACACGUGAAGAUCUCAUCAACUACACAGAGCCCAAACUUGGUUACUCCAAAGAUAGCCCUGGCUUCUUGCGUUUUGUCAAUGUACUAAUGAGUAUGACAGGACCCGAGCGCAAGGCGUUCCUACAAUUCACCACCGGCUGCAGUAGUCUACCACCAGGCGGUCUAGCCAAUUUGCAUCCACGCUUAACAGUCGUACGUAAAGUAGACGCCGGCGAUGGUAGCUAUCCAUCGGUGAACACAUGCGUACAUUACCUUAAGCUGCCCGAUUACCAAACCGAGGAGAUAAUGAAAGAGCGUUUACUGACUGCAACAAAAGAGAAAGGAUUCCAUUUGAAUUAAUCUGCAUACAUACAUACAAUAUGUGUUUAAAUAAUUUACUUACAUACGUCUCUAUACAUUAUUAAUCUUAAGCAUUUGCCGAAAUUUCAAAUUGGGCGUUAACAUUGUUAGGCGUUUCUACGAGAACAAUUUUCAGUUGAUGGUGAUAAAAUUGUUUUAUCUUUUAUCUUUUUUCUGCUGAGUUUAUUACUACUACUACUAUUAUUCUUAUAAUUAUAAUAAUUAUUUUUUUUUGAUGUAUAAAAUUAGGAAGUGUAACUUACAUAUAUAUGCUAUAUAUUAAAAAAAACAGGAAAUUUUCUUAAAAUAGCACACGAAAGAAAAAGUCAACGAAACGACAUGAUCAUUUUUUGUUUUGUUCCCCGAGUGGUAAUGUGUAAAAAAAAUAGGCAAAAACAACAACUAAAACUGUGUGUGUAUGUAAUAAAAGAAGAAAACCCAAAUCUAAGUAGAAAAAAAAUCCAAACUAUAAGUAGUGCACCAACAAAAAGCAAAAGCUGCAUGAAUGAAUUGCGCUUCAAUUAUUUCCUAAAACUAGCUGCUGCAACAUUAUUACACAAAUACAUAGUUAAAUAGAAGCGAUGAAUUGUGAAAAUCGAAGAACCGGAAAAUGCGCGGCAAAUAGCAAAUUUAAAUUUACCGAUAUCACUAGCUUAUAAUGUGUAUAUAUAUGUUUUUUCAUUAAAAAUUAAUUACUUGUUGAUGACUACCUAACUUACGCGUAUAUACAAUAUUCAUACAUAUAUAUAAAAUCAACAACAAUACAAUAUUUCAAUAUUCACACAAUUAUAUACUGGUGUAUUAUUAAAGCAGACCCUCCAGACCCUCCUCUAUCUACUACACAAAUAUUGAAUUGAUCGAUAACAACAAAGUAAUAUUGUAAGUGAAAUUGGCAAAACGGACUUGUUAGAACAAUUUGAAAUUUGUUACACUUUAUUGCUUUAUUGUUUUGUAGUUUGGCAUAUUUAGCUUUUGAGAUAUAAUAUUAUUUGGUAAAAACCACAGCAGCAACAAGAACAACGGCGCCUUCAUUUGACACACUUGUCCAGCAAACAGUUGGAAGGAUUUUUUAUUUGAGAAAUAUUGAAAUUAAUUUUCGCCGCAAACAUGGUCUACACACGAUUUUUGGUUUGAAGCAAAUCCAGCAGCAGAGUUUAAAGCGAAACUUAAAUUUUUCAAAACCAUUUGGAUGUUUGCUGAUUUUUAAGCUUAUAUAAAUAAAGAAUUGAAAAAUUAAUACUAAUUUAGAAAAAAAAAAAACAAGAAAUAUCAAUACUGCAGUGUACCCACAAUUUGAUAACCACCAAAUCAUUAUACCAUAUACUAGUGCAUACUAUUUAUAAACGUAUAUACAUAUGCUAAAAGUAAAAAUAAAUUAGCAAAAAUCCAAAAUAAAAACAAAAAACUAAAAAUUAGAGAGCUUUUUUAUAGCUAAAGAGAGCACUACAGAGCGAGCGAGUUGGUAAGAGUAAGUUAAAUGAGCGCAAGUAAACCGGAUGUGUGCGAAUGUUUAAUAUACAAUUUACAUAAACUAAACAUAUAUGUAUGUAGCCCCCAAUCAAAACAAAAAUAAAAACGUAGUUAAGGCAAAGGAUAUUGCAGAUACAUCGGGGUAAACAUGUAAUGUCAAUGUAUCUGGUGGGUAAUUACAAUAGCAAGUAAUGUAUGUUUGUAUAAUGUUUCACCUACAUAGUUACACACAGUGCUUAAAAAUGAAAAUCAUGUUUUUUAUGUAAGUGGAAAAUGUGUGCAAAGUUAAGUUGCUAUGAAUAAGUAUGUGUCUGCCGCUGCUGCAAACGACAACAAUAAAAAUGACACAAAUGCUAUGCUUAAAAGAAUUAAAUAUUUGAUCACACACACACAAUGUUAUUAGACAUUUUUUCUGACUAAUUUUAACGGUUACUCUCUUAAAGCAAAUAAAAUCUUAUCGGUAGUAAAAAGUA
Molecule: messenger RNA, 11143 nt
Organism: Zeugodacus cucurbitae (melon fly)
Lineage: Eukaryota; Metazoa; Arthropoda; Insecta; Diptera; Tephritidae
Gene: Ufd4
Product: E3 ubiquitin-protein ligase Ufd4
Exons: 12
Coding region: 483-9200 (2905 amino acids)
Biological process (GO): proteasome-mediated ubiquitin-dependent protein catabolic process; anatomical structure development; protein K63-linked ubiquitination
Cellular component (GO): nuclear speck
Molecular function (GO): metal ion binding; protein binding; ubiquitin protein ligase activity
Source: RefSeq, a predicted model, not a curated record